UUAUAUUCAGUGAUAAAGUGAAAUUCGUGCGCGUUGGUUGGCUUACACUUCGUGUAAGCUUCAAGCUCAGACUCCGGCUCUCGGCCCUCUGUCGCUCACUCCCACUCGCUCUCUGUCUCUUUAUCUCUGUCUUGUUCGCACACUCUCUUCGUUGGCUCUCGUGUCGGAUCGGUGUGUUCACAAUUAGCAACAACAGCAACAGCAACAACUUCAAAACUAAUGCCUAGCAAUUGAAGUGCCUGGCGGAGCUUGGGCACAAAAAUUGCUGAUAACAAGUGCAAUAAAUGCAACAAUUUUUGCCACUUGCAAUAGCAGCUCAAUAAAUUCCGCUAAAAUAACAAUUCAUAUUUACAAUAUCGAACAAGGAGCAAGCAGCAUUCGCGAUGCGUCUGAUUGGAUUUAUGCUAAAUUUGGCUGCUUUAACAGCCGCCGUCUUGGCCAAUCACCAUGACAGCCUGACGCUCAGUCCGAGCGAGCACAGCGUCGUACGCUACACCAACGAAUCCCUCAUUGUCGAGUGCCGCGGCCCCGGACCGGAUGUGAAGCUGCAUUGGAAAUCGCCGAAAGGCGAAAUUAUACGCGAGCACAAAGGACGCAUACACAUCGAGCAAACAGCGCCAGAGCAAUUGAAAAUCGUUUUUGCACACAUCGCUCUGGCGGACAAGGGCAAUUGGACAUGCGAAGCUGCUGAGGGAGGGCUGCAUAGUAAAUCGUUCGAUUUGAUUGUAUAUCAGAAAAUUACAUUUACCGAAAAGGAUACAGUUAAAACUGUGAAAGAAGGUCAAAAUGCGACAAUAUUGUGCGAGGUGAAGGGCGAGCCGCAACCGAAUGUCACCUGGCAUUUCAAUGGACAGCCCAUUACUGUGGACGCAAACGCCCCGAAAUUCCGCAUCCUGGCGGAUGGUUUGCUCAUCAACAAGGUAACACAGAGUGACACCGGCGAGUACACGUGCCGGGCAUACCAAGUGAAUUCGAUUGCUUCCGAUAUGCAGGAGCGCACAGUUUUGAUGAAAAUCGAACAUAAGCCGCAUUGGACGCAGAAGCCACAUGUUGGGCUGCAGUACGCGUACAUCAAUGGCACGGCGAGCAUCUUGUGCGAGGCGCAGGCGGAGCCGCCGGCCACGUUCAGCUGGUACCGCAAACAGAAGCGCCUGGAGAGCAACGAGAAGCUCUACACCAUCGAGUCGGAUAGCCAUUGGUCGCGUCUGACUAUCCGUGUGCUGGAUGCAAAGGUAUUUGACAACUAUCGCUGCCUCGCCCACAAUCAUUUGGGCAGCAUCGAGCGCAUCACACGACUCGAGGAGGGCGAGAAGCCGCCGCCGCCGUCCGUCUUCCAGCUGCGCGGCUACAACUCGAACACUUUUGAUGUUGAUUUGAGCGCACCGAGGGAUAAGGAUCAGCUCGGACCAAUGGACGUGAAUGGCUUCCGCAUCGAGUACAUGACAGAGAUGGAAUUCAAAGCCGAUGCGGGCAAAUGGACAAAUGCCAAGCGCAAGGAUUUCCCCUACGAGGAGGGUGCCAAUUUUCUCAUAACGAACCUCGAGCCGGAUACCGUCUAUCUGAUACGCGCUGCCUCGCGUAAUCUAGCCGGCUUCAGUGACUAUAGCAAAGUGGAGAAGUGCAAGACUCUGUCGCUGGAGCCGCGCGUCUCGUCCGGCUCAUUGUUGCCAAACUCCAAUCCGCUGCUGUAUGUUUUGCUGCUGCACCAACUGCUGCGGCUGCGGCACUGAGUGCUUGCAAAGCUGUGACCCUCCCCAUACCCAUAAACUAAAUUCCAUGUGCUUUGUCUAGCUUUAAGGCGUCGCCACGUUAACCUCCUUAGUGACUGCUGCCCGAUUGCUGCUCGUGUUAUGUAACGUCUACUAAUUAAUCGUCUAAGUUGUUAAUAUAACCACUCUUAAGCUUAAGUUAAUACAGAGUUUCGUUCGGUUCAUCUGCAAGCCCAGCAAUUUAGCUAAAAUGUAUAACAAAAGAUUUCAAAACAGGAGUAAAAAUAACUCUUAGAUGGGCGCUUAGUGCUUAGAUUUUAAAGAAAUAGAAAAACUUGAACUUAAAGUAUAAACUGCAAAACUAAUAUAAAUAUUCGCUUAAAGUUUGAUUCAUGUCUAUAAGUGAAACUAUAAGGAAAAUGAGGCAAACAAAAAUCUCUUACAAAUCUCUUGAACCCUUUCGCAGACUCGACUUAAUCUGUGUAAAAAAUUCUUGCAUUUACCUAUCAUAUCUAGCGGAAAUCCAAACAAUACAAUCUACACAUUUACAGUCUAAUCCUUUUCUUAAUCCUCUUACAAAUCAUAUUUUAAUGAAUAUAAGAAUAUUGAGCUUAACGAAAACAAUAUAAGCAUGAAAUCCAAACUGAGUCAGACGUAAAUAAAACUAAAAGUUUAAUAAACAUACAAAAACUGUCCAUUGAAGCAAAGUAAAAGAGCAAACAUGAAAAUACAAAUACAAAUAGGAAAAAAAAAAUAGAACUAGUGCAAACAGAAAUUGGAUUUAAUAAAUCAACAACAAAUAUAUGUAUGUAUCUCAAGUAAAAAUGUUGCCAAUGUUUAAAUGUUUUGUGGUUUUGUGUGCCAACUGAGCAAAAGAUAAAUAAAACUAAAUAUAAUAUUUA
Drosophila mojavensis is the source of this 2611-nucleotide messenger RNA. It is a transcript of the gene fipi, whose product is annotated as neural cell adhesion molecule 2. Gene Ontology annotation, biological process: cell adhesion. Bases 384 to 1730 code for a protein of 448 amino acids. The record is from RefSeq and is a predicted model, not a curated record. Gene Ontology annotation, molecular function: protein binding. NCBI's taxonomy places the organism in Eukaryota, Metazoa, Arthropoda, Insecta, Diptera, Drosophilidae. The transcript has 7 exons. Gene Ontology annotation, cellular component: membrane; neuron projection.